Molecule: messenger RNA, 5208 nt
Organism: Kalmanozyma brasiliensis GHG001
Lineage: Eukaryota; Fungi; Basidiomycota; Ustilaginomycetes; Ustilaginales
Product: Helicase, C-terminal
Exons: 1
Coding region: 1-5208 (1735 amino acids)
Biological process (GO): protein polyubiquitination; DNA damage response
Cellular component (GO): nucleus
Molecular function (GO): ATP-dependent chromatin remodeler activity; metal ion binding; ubiquitin protein ligase activity
Source: RefSeq, a predicted model, not a curated record
AUGCCUCGACUCACUGCAAGCCCAGCAAGGUCGAGCGCGAUCAGCGCAUCUCCAGGGAAAGCUUCGGAGAACGCGUCGGUCUGGCCUGUACAGCUUCGAGAUAGAGGCGUCAGUCGAUCGUCACUCGCAGCCAGCUCGCUUGUCGGUCGCAAGAAGCUUUCCUACGUUCCCAUUCGGCAGCUUGACUUUGAGGACGUCUCGUACUUCAUCGAUUUCGCCUUUCUUGCCGACGAACACAGUCGAUCACAUGGCAACGGCAUUCACUCGACCUCAGAGGAUGCCGAAUCCGGUGUAUACAGCAAGCGAAAGCGAUCAGCUUCCGAUCCGGAUCAGCUGGGCGGACCAUCUACCUUCAAACGAAAAGGCAAAGAGGUACCAGCGGAUCGCGACUUUCGAGAUCGCUCAGCGUUCAUCGACACUUGCUGCGUCUUUCGCAUCAGGGCGCGCGAAGCGAGCGACACGGACGUCGUUCUCGCAAUCAAGCAAACGCUUGACGAUACCACUUCACAAAAACGAGAUUCCACCACCGACCUCAGUUUCUCCGUCUCUACCACCUCAUCAGCACGCCCUCACGACAGCAUCAUAACACACACUAUUCAUCUGCGCGAUCGCAGUACAGAUAGACUGGUCGCUGACUUGCCUGUACUGAGCAGCACGGGCAUUAGCGAGGGCGAGGCUGCAGAAGCUGGCAAACUCACCAACGGAGAAUGGCUUGCUUCCCUGUCCAACUUGUUGGCAAUGCAAGGGGACGAUCUGCGUGCCUCUUUUGCUUUGCAAGUGCUGUCGCCUCCAUCCGACUUUCCUUCUGAUCGAGUCACCGCUGGGACACUCUUCCUUAAGAUUUCCAUACAAGUCGAGGUGGCCAUCUCGACAAAUGCCGGCGGAACAUUGGCCCGCGACAGAAUGCUGGACAUGGCUGCCCUCGUCCACUUUGCCGACGAGCAUCCCGAUCCUGUCACACGGACAGAAGAUAUUGAUGCCAGCUUCGUCUAUCAGAACCUCCGUCCGGCAUCGCUCAAAGCACCGGGCGCUAUUCAGCACCCUGACCUUGAGCCAACGUUGCUUCCCUUCCAGCAACGCUCCGCUGCGUUCGUACUCGGUCGCGAGGGCAAGGUCAUCGACUCAAGCGGAGACCUUAGCGACACCCACGUCAUCAUCGGUCACGAUGGGCCGAGCAGCGUAGGACUGUGGUGGAAGCAAGUCAGCACAGACCUGUACUACAACUGGAUCGAGUGUCGCUUCGUUCGGGAUCCCAGCCUCACUCUGCGCAGCAACUUCAAAGGCGCGAUGCUUGCAGAAGAGAUGGGUCUCGGAAAGACGGUCGAGGCGGUGGCUCUCAUCUUGCUCAACCCAGACCCUGAUGCCGCUACGCGAUCUGGAUGGUACGACGAGCGCAACGAGAUUGACGUGGUGCCCACCAAGACCACUCUGAUCGUCGCGCCUGAAACACUGCGUGCACAGUGGAUCGAGGAGAUCGGACGUCACGCGCCUGCCCUUGCUGUCUACUCUUAUCAAGGCAGAACGAAGGCAGAAAAGGAUGUCCCAGAUGGACUCACCUGGCAAACAUGGGCACAACGCUUCGAUGUCAUGGUGACCUCGUAUAGCACGCUCGGCAGCGAACUCAACACUGCCAAGACUGCGCCGGAGCGCUCUCGACGUCACGAACGAAAGUACGAUCGUCCACGGAGCCCACUUGUCAAGCUGCACUUCCAUCGAGUCCUGAUGGAUGAAGUGCAGAUGAUCGGCAACUCGAAUGCUGCAGAGACGGUGGCGAUGAUCUCGCGCGGGUCCUCCGUCGCCGUGUCGGGCACGCCGGUCAAGAAAAUCAAUGAUCUAAGAUCCUGCUUCCGGUUUCUGAGGGUCCCUGGCCACAUGGCGAAUCCUUCCGAAUGGAAGAGCAUGAUGCAUCCACUGCUGGCUCCAGCGCUGGUUCGUGUGCUUCGGACCAUUGGCACCCGUCACACCAAGGCACAGGUGGCUGCAGAAAUGUCCUUGCCCCUGCAGACUCGUACCGUGGUCCCGAUCGACUUCACCUCCAUCGAAGCUGCUUUCUAUGCAGACCUUUGGAACAAGGCUUUGACGGAGAUCGCAUACUCACAGGAAGGCGAAGCUCAGACUCCCAACCAGCAUCCCGACAUUGCCAAAAUGCGCCACCACCUUUUACUCCUGCGUCAGGCUUGCACUCAUCCAGAGGUCGCUGUGCAGCUGCGCCAAGGUACGGUCGGGUCCAAAAACCUGCGCAGCAUCGACGAGGUGCUCGAGCUGAUGAUCGACUCGACCAAAGCGGAAUUACACAGCCGUCGAACGCAUUGGUUCGACCGACGCAUUCAUCGAAACAUCCUCACCCUCUACCGCCGCGAGGAGGAUCAGCGUAUCCUGGCGGCAUCACAGCUGAGCGAUGUCGAGAAAGAGAUCAACCAGGACGUGCUCGUGCUGGAGCAAGAGAUCCACGAGGCCGCCAGAGCGGGCCCGCUGUAUCGAUUCACAGAAGAGGAGUUGGAGCUGGAGCAGAAAGAGACCAUGCGCAGAAAGCGGCUAGGACUGGACGAUGUCAACGCGCAGCAUGGUCAAGAUGUCGACGGGGCCUUCGAAGCCUUUGCAGGCGACCUUCAAGCCUACCUUGCCCUCAAAGACAAGCAAAAGACCAGAGCGAGCCACAUCACGCAGCUCAAGGCGCAGCUGCGCAACCUGCUCAUGAAGCUACAUCGGCUGCUUCAGUUCGUUGGCAAUCUCUACUUUCAGCGCGGAGAGUACCUCGACGAGCAAGAGAAAGCUGUCGCGGAACAGAACAAGCCAACGACCGCGGCAGUCGCUGCGGAUGGCGAAUCUGUCAAGGCGGAGACCGACCUAAUCCUCAUGGACGAGGUAAAAGCCGCAACUGUGCCAGUCGAGACCAGCCUUCCUGACACAAGGGACGAGGCAGUCGCCGACAACAAGGACAACGUCCUAUCGCUUCCCGUAAGAGCGACGAUGAGCCCGGCACGUCAAGCCCUCAAGGACCAAGAAGAUGCUGCGUACGCCAAGGCCGAAAAGGUACGGCAGCGUUUGCUCGUUGAAGCGGGUGAAUCUGUUCAAUCGGCUGUCGCCAAGCUUCGUCGCGAUCAGCUCCCUCUGACCUUGGACGCCGUCCGAGCAUCUCAUGAUCUCUUCGAGGGCGGCGGAGGCAUUCUCUCCUCCGAGUCAUAUGACACGUUGGCUGGCAGCGUCAGGCUGCUCAACCAGCACGCCGAGGUCCUUUUCGCUUGGCGCGAGAACAUCAUCGCUCGACUGGUGCGAGCCGUUAAUCGCGAUGUGAGCCUCGAGCGCGAAGACGACGACCAGUAUCAGGAGAACCUCGACACGCAAGCAGAAGCCGAAGUGCUUCUCGAGAUGUACCGCCCUCUGUUGUCGGAACGCGAGAAGAUGCUGAAAGGGAACGUCGCUGUUGGUGCGACCGACAAGCCGCUGCUCUACAAAGAGAUCGAGGCGGCGGUACGAGUUGCCCGCCAGAACCAACUCAGAGGCAUCGUGCCGGAGGAAGGCACGGACGAGGAACUCCUGCGCGUGCAGCAGCAGCAACUCGAGCAGUUCAAGAAGCUCGAUCAGGAGCGAAAGUCCGUUUCCCUCGCCAGCACCUCUGCAUCGUUUCAGAGCGAGGCCGAGAAUCUCAAGACCAUGCGCGACAACACUCUGAGCGCCGAGGAGGGACUGCUCGCUAGACAAGCCUAUGUCGAGGCGAGGCGCAUCAUCAACGAGCAGAACAAGCACCUCGAAAGGCUGCGAAGCGAGGAGAAGCUGCUCAUCUCGCCACUCUUCAACGCGCGCAGUCGGUACUUCAAGGAGAUCCAGGUGCUCUCCGACACAGUGCGCGAUCCUAUCUUCAUGGACCUGGAGAAGACCAUCCGGGCCACUCAGGUAGAGGAAGCGGACUUGGUCACCAAGGUGGACGAGCUUGAAAGGCGGUUGCGAUACCUGACUCAUUUGCAGAUGGUGCAGUCGGCGGAUCAAAUGGACGAAGCAGCCAGGACAUGUCACAUCUGCACCGAUCCCAUUAAGAUCGGCAUUCUCACCGACAAGUGCGGACAUGUUUGCUGCGAGGACUGUUGGAAAGAAUGGCAGUCGCAGGGAUACCGCACCUGCGUUCUGUGCCAGACACGGGUACUGCCAAGAGAAGUCCAUCGCAUCGUCUACGAUAGUCCUCGGAACUCGACUCGAGAUGGACAAGUUGGAUCGACUCUUGGCACCUCGGAUCCUUCGUUGCCGCAGACCGACAGUACGGAUUCCUUGGCACUCCGCUUCCACGACCUCGACGAUUCGCUGCGGUCUGCUCUGAAUGGAGCAGCCACGCAAGGCCGUUUCGGCUCCAAGAUCGACCAUGUCACCAAACACGUGCGGCUCAUUAUCGACCGCACAGGGGAGAAGUCGAUCAUCUUUUCGUCCUUUUCCAAAGGUUUGGACGUCAUUGCUCAGUCUCUUACAGCGAAUGGGAUCCGCUUCGUGCGCAUCACUGGACAGGGCAAGUCGGCCAGCGAGGCUGCUCACCUCUUUCGUAGCAAGACCGACGUCCAUGUUAUGCUACUCCAUUCGGAAGCGCAAAGCGCGGGACUCAACCUGAUCGCCGCCUCGCACAUCCACAUCCUCGAGCCGUUGCUCAACACGAGCAUCGAGCUCCAGGCCAUCGGCCGAGUGCAUCGAAUCGGUCAGACGAAGGAGACGCAUAUUUGGUGCUACUACGUCAAGGACACGGUGGAGGAAAGGAUUCUUGCCCUGUCGGCGUACAAGGGACAGAGCCUUUACCUCGAGGGACGUCACAUGAGUGCAGCAGAUGGAGCACAUACGCUCGAGGCAUCAGCGGCUUCGUCGUCUCCGUCCAGCGCUUCCGCGGCCGAGCUUUCGCGAGAAGAUGCCAAGAACUGGUCGGCGUUCGGCCAGGGCAUCACUGGAGGCGCUCGAGGUACGAUGCGAACCGAUGCGACGAGCAACAGCGCCGAGCUGCUCGCUUGCUACUUUGCUCGAUACUUGCCGCAAAAUGGUCGUAGACCAGUCGUUGGUACGCGAAAAGUUGUCGACAAUCUAAACAGCGGAGGCGGCACGGAGACAGACGUACAGAUGGCCGAGCCGACUGCCCCAACUACCAAUGGCACGACGGCUGCGGAAGAGGAGAACGAGCUGACGAAACUUCGGAGGGCAAGAAUAGCUGCGCUGGAGCAAAGGCAGGCUGGUCACUAG